UUUAGAUGUUGCUAUUUAUUUUAUAAUUAUUAAAAAUUACAUCUUCUCCUAAUAACUUUACUUUCCACACUAACAAAAUUCUUCUUUUUAUCAUCAUCGCCGAGUUUCCUCAUCAUUUUGUAAAACCUCACAAAAUUUACGGCCCUGGCUUGUGACUGAAACAAAUCGAAAUGAUCCUCUUCUAUUGGAGCUAAAGUUCCAGCACAUGGAUCAGCUUUGUAGAGCAAUUGCUUCAGAAGCAUAACGUCCUCCUUCAAUUGCCUCAUGUGUUGAAGCAGGUCUAGCUUAAAGUCAUUUAAAUCGAAACUAUCAUCGCUUAAAGUUUGAAUAGUUUGCGUAGUGCUCGGAAUGUUGGCGAUCUGAAUAGCUUUGUCUUGUGAAAGUUGAACUUCAAGCCCUUUGGGUUGAAAUUUUUCCAUUAGAGAAACGAGAUACAUCAAAGUGUUUUUAAUGUGAAAUUGUUGUUCCAUUUGAACUUCUAAAGAUUUGUACAGCAUGAUUUGCAAUUCGUGAUUGGAUUUCUAGAAAUUAAAAGCUUUAUUGUGAAAGUGAAUAUUAUUACUUACUUGUCGAGCAUGGAAGCAGCAAGUGAAAAGGCUUAAAACACUGCGAAGCCUUUUUCUAAUUUUUUGGCCCAUUUUUACUGUGAAAUUUUGACUAAAAUACAAACGUCAAUGUAAGUGCAAUGUCAAAGGCCGACAAGAUGACUUCUGCUACGAAAAAAACGGGAAAACUUGGCACGGAGAAGGAGGAUGAACCAGAUUAUCUGGAAACGAUUGCCAAAGAUCCAGAUUUCCAUUUGGGCACUGGUAAUUUUGAUUUUCCAAAUGGGGACAGUUACGAGGGGGAGUUUUGUGCCCAUUCGAGCGGAGUUGUUUGGAGACAAGGGAAAGGUAAGUACACCAGCAAGGAUGGACAAAUAUAUGUAGGAGAAUGGGACGGUGAUGCCCUUUUGGAAAACAAAGACGUAGAGAUCACUUACAAAGAUGGCAGCAAAUACUACGGCGCCCUCCUUCAAAGCCAAUACACCGGCCCAGGUGUGUACCAGCUCCAAGAAAACCUCGCCCUUACGUGCACCUUUGCCGAAAACAAACCCACAGGCGAAAUAACCUUGGUAGAUCCCAAUCUGAAGAUGUGGUACGGUUUUGCCGAAAAAGACGAGAGCCUUUUCGUGCAAGAGCACCCUUUCUACGGCUCAAUCGGGAAGGAUUUGGGCAAAGGCAAAUGCAAAAACCCGCCCCCGAAAGACAGCAAAUUGAGCCUCAAAAAAUCAUUGAGCGUAAAAAGCGUCCCAUCGAAAACCUUCAUUGCAUUUGAAAAGUCCAAAAAAACUCCUUCAGAUUUGGAUUUCAAUGAGUCUAGUUGGUACAAAGACUAUGUUGAAUAUUGCGAUAAAUUUGAGGACAUUGUGCAUAAAGCUAGAACCAACGGAGAAACAACUUUAAAAGAGGAAGAAUACCAAUGGUACAAAAACUAUAAGGAGUUUGAAAAAAAAUACAAUCUUUUAUUGAAAGAACACAAAUUUCCUUUAACAAAAAAACUCCAAGCGAAUACAGACCUGUUUCAACUCAUUCACUCUGAGGAAUACAAAAAGGCUAAUACGCCAAUAAAAGUAAUUUAUCCUACAAUAAUCAAUAAAUAAAAUAUCAUGUAGUUUUGAGCCCCUUAAAUCCGCGUCCUAAAAUAAAAAUUUCAGCCGAAUCUGAUCUACUAGAGCUAGGUUUGACCACCUUAACAGUCUCGUAAAACUUAGCAAUAUCCUUUUCCAAAGCUUGAGUUUGCCCGCAUUGCCACAACUUGACCAACACUGAUGCCCCAGUGUUGGACAUGGUAACGGCAAAUUUUAAAGCUGCAUAGCAUAAUUGUAGAAUAUUUUCCGUGUCCAAAUCCCUGAUGCCUGUAGCGUUGGGGGCCAUGUCUGAUAUUACUGCAUCCAGUUUUUUGUCGUUGAGGAAUUCUAGGAGUUUUUGCUGGCAGGAUUUCUCUGUGAAGUCUGAGUUACCAAAAAUAGUGGCGCCCUAAAC
Ceutorhynchus assimilis (cabbage seed weevil) is the source of this 2024-nucleotide messenger RNA. The record is from the annotation of a GenBank genome assembly. Lineage: Eukaryota; Metazoa; Arthropoda; Insecta; Coleoptera; Curculionidae.